Messenger RNA from Phialemonium atrogriseum, 3240 nucleotides. RefSeq lists its product as uncharacterized. The record is from RefSeq and is a predicted model, not a curated record. The transcript has 4 exons. The coding region runs from base 373 to 3111 and encodes 912 amino acids. NCBI's taxonomy places the organism in Eukaryota, Fungi, Ascomycota, Sordariomycetes, Cephalothecales, Cephalothecaceae.
CUCAGCUUUCCUGCUGCGACGCGUAAAAUUGAAUUGAUAGUUCUACCCGGCGCGUUUAGGACAUCCACACAUCCAUUUCAAGCAACCGGCAAAUUGGAAGCGGAAAAGAUCUGUUAUAUUGUCCUUCUUGUCGGCACACAAUACACGCUAGAUCGCUGGCCUCCCCGGUCGCCAAGUACGGGCCGGCAUCUACCUGGUACUUGGACACCACCGUCGCUCGGCUUCAUUUUGGCAGAGCCUCUCCCUAUCGGAUGAGCUGUGGCCUCGAAUGAAGCUGGUCUUGUCAACAAAAUAUUUUCUAUUCGCUCCUUUAGCUCUAUCAUUGUUGACAACACAUCAUCUUUCUUUAUCUGCUCCUCUCGUGGCAAGGCCAUGGCGAGCAGCGUAUCCGUGGGGUUGCCACCACCCACAGCCCAAGGCGAGGGCGUCUUGACAAUGUCGGCUGGGGGACAAAACACGAGGGAGAAUGGGAUUGAGAACGAGAGCGAGAGCGAGGAUUACCUGAGCAAUCUAUCAGACCUGAACACUCUAUCAGACCCCUCAAGCGACAUGAGCAUCCCAAAUGUUCGGCCAGCUGAGAAGGAUGGUUCAGUUGAUGCUGCAGUUGAUGCUUCAACUGAGGGCGGCUCAACUGCCCGCCCGGUAUUCAAGAUGAGGAGAACAGGCCGCAUCGGUCUUCUCCAACCGUCAUCAUCUCUACACAACUCAAUUCCAACACAGCACGAAUUCUCCUUUCCCAAGUCUGCUCAUUCAUCUCAAAGCAAGCAAGCCAGAGACGGCCGUGCCGGCGAGGAACCGGAACCCGCAAUGGUCACAAGUGACAUUGUGCUUCUUGCAGCUGCGUCUGUCCCCGCACAAGACGGUCAGGAUCAUCCGCCUGCCGGCUCCAAAGGUUCAUCGAUGUCUGUAGCGGAAAAGUCACCAACAGGGAAACAGCCACAGGCUAGCGCUGGCCCCGCCGACGAGGAUGAGGAAGCCAAGAAGCAGAGAAGGAUUGAACGUCUGCGAGUCCAGAUGAAGGAGAGAUGGGCUUCCGGGAGCAUGGAUCAUGUGGUCGCGAAGAGACAGGCGACGUUGAAGAAACGGAAAUCAGCUCCGUUACUGACUGAAGAAGCGCAGCGGACGCCCAAGAGACGACGUGUCGUCCCGGAUCGGAAUCUAGAUGUCGGCCAACGGUCGGCCCAAUCUGAACCCGGCAGCACAGUCGCCCCGUCGAACGCCGCUUCGUCGAGCUUGGUCUCGGAGGACAAGACGGCCAGCGGCCCUUCUACUCGUAGGCUCCGGCGCUCGUCAAACCCCGUUGUGGGAAACGCCCACGAAUUGUGGGAAUAUAUUCGACCUCACCUGGUCGUGUAUAAGAAACCUGAGUUGCCCCCGUCAAGAACGGUUCGUCGACUGAUCGUUCUUCCCUGGAUCCGGGACAUUCAUUGGAACCAUGACCUUGUUGACAAACACCCCUUCAAGGACCUCAGAGUCAAGGACAUUACAGCAAUGAUCAUUCAACUGACCGGAGAAGAAGCGCCACAACCCUGCAACAGAUGCGCAAAGGGCCGCGGGCCUUUCAAAGGGUGUGUCAUGGUCUCCCUGGAAGCGUCGGAGAAAGAUGUGGCUACCACGGUGAGCUGUGCCAACUGCAUCUACCAUUUCAAUGGUAACUUGUGCAGCCACCGGGCCUGGGGUCGUGAGCGGCAGAAUAAAGGUGGUAUCGCCCAUGAUCCAGGUGCUGAGGAUCAUGGUGUGGAGGAACAAGACGAAUCGGACGGAGAUGGUGAUGCUGACAUCGAGGAUGGAGAUAGCCUCGCUCCAUCUCAGCUUGCCAAGGGAAGCAAGGGGCGUCGCUGGAAGGAGUCUUCGGCCCGCGACGUUGAUGCGAAGGCAGCUACACGACCUGACGUACCCGUCAUAGAGACGGCCCCGUCUGGCAGACCGUACGCCAUGUGGCCCGGUAAGUCGAGGGGCCAGACCGACUCUCUCCUAUUAAUCGUCAAUACCCCCCUUAAUAAACGCAUGCUGACUUUUGUUCCAGAUGAUUCGGGGAAACUCGAGAUGAUGCGUGGUGCUCUUCUCCCCGAUGGCUACGAGCUGGACUACACAAUGCCGGGCAGGCCUUGGAUUUGUCCGGUUGACGUCUGCCGUCGAGUGUUCAUGACCCAACAUAUUCUAAGCUUCCACUUUUCUCGUGUGCACUAUGCGAGUCUGCUGAAUGACAACGGUGACGCCACAUUUACAGUCAUGGGACAAUACGACGUAAAGAAAGUAGCCGGUGGUGGCAGGUUUCUUUCGGAAACGCCGUCGCUCCCGGUUGUCACAUCUAGGAACGCGCGUGGGGACGCGAGCCUUGGCCAGCUUCAACCCAGACUUCCCAAAUACCUCGAGCGCGAUGCAGUGUCGUCUCCUCAACUUGACCCAGCGCCUUCACCGGAGGAGGUAGUGGAGGUAGGGGAUCCAGACGAGUCGGAAGACGAGGAAGCUGAAGACGAGGAAGUUGAAGACGGGUCAAGCCCGCCUCGAAGAUCCGGUAGACUCAUCCACAACGUGCACCAGUCCGGGAAUGGAAACGGGAACGGGAAUGGAGUCGCGAAGUUGUCUAGGGCUCCCGAGGGUGACAAUUCGUCCGGCUUGGUAGGACCGCGACUGAGAUCACGCUCAUCCGGCCGAGGUCUUGUGAACGGGACUAACCCCACAGGAACAUCGACUGCCCUGAUAUCCGCCGGUCAAAUCCAGUCCGCUGUCGAGAUGCUAGAGAUGGAAGAAUGGGAGAUCGCCCCAGGCCGCAUCCGUGCCGAGGCGUCUGACACCCCUGACAACGUCGCCCUAUCCAACGCCUACCUGACGGCCAACCAGAGCGUGCCGAUCUGCAGCGGGCUCUCGUUCCGGGUCGACGUGGUGCGCCCGGGGGCGACGCACCGGCUCGAGGCGGCCGACGGCGAGACGACGCUGGUGUGCUCGGUCGCGGGCGGCAAAGUCCGGGUGCGGAUCGAUGGCGAGCCCGACUUCGCCAUCGGGCCCCACGGCCUGUUCAAGGUCCGGCCCGGCGCGGCGUGCUCGGUGCAGAACCGGCUCUACGUCGACGCCGUGCUGCACGUCACCUCGCUGGCCGAGUUUGGUUGAGUGUCUGUCUCUCUCUGCUUCUGCUUGGGUGCAGGGGCCUUCUGGGUACUGCGCUUUCCCCCCCCACCUUGCUGUGCGCCAGUUUGUUGGUCUGGCGUGACGGUCUGUCUUUAUGUGAUGUAUUCGGCG